Molecule: messenger RNA, 3312 nt
Organism: Olea europaea var. sylvestris
Lineage: Eukaryota; Viridiplantae; Streptophyta; Magnoliopsida; Lamiales; Oleaceae
Product: L-arabinokinase-like
Exons: 29
Coding region: 45-3005 (986 amino acids)
Molecular function (GO): ATP binding
Source: RefSeq, a predicted model, not a curated record
UUUGUUCUUCCUCAUUCCCAAGUUAUUGUAGAAUCCCAAGAAUUAUGGUUUCUCAAGAGUCAACAAAGCAUCCUCUUGUCUUCGCUUAUUAUGUGACUGGCCAUGGGUUUGGCCAUGCCACCCGUGUUGUUGAGGUUGCUCGACAUCUCAUCCUGGCUGGACACGAUGUUCACGUGGUCACUGGUGCACCAGAUUAUGUUUUCACAACUGAAAUACAGACUCCUCGUCUUUUCAUCCGCAAGGUGCUCUUAGACUGUGGAGCAAUUCAAGCCGAUGCAUUGACAGUUGAUCGCCUUGCUUCUCUGGAGAAGUAUUCUGAGACUGCUGUAGUUCCCCGUGAUUCUAUUUUGGCAAAGGAAGUGGAGUGGCUGAAAGCCAUCAAGGCGGAUUUAGUGGUCUCAGAUGUUGUUCCAGUUGCUUGUCGAGCAGCAGCUGAUGCUGGAAUUCGCUCUGUUUGUGUCACCAAUUUCAGUUGGGACUUCAUCUACGCAGAAUAUGUAAUGGUCGCUGGAUAUCAUAAGCGUUCAAUAGUGUGGCAGAUUGCAGAGGAUUACUCUCAUUGUGAAUUUCUUAUCCGCCUCCCUGGAUACUGCCCAAUGCCAGCAUUUCGGGAUUCAAUUGAUGUUCCUUUGGUAGUGAGGAGAUUGCACAAGUCCCGUGAGGAGGUGAGGAAAGAACUUGGAAUUGGAGAGGAUGUGAAAGUUGUUAUUCUCAACUUUGGCGGACAGCCGUCCGGCUGGACAUUAAAGGAAGAGUACCUGCCUCCUGGUUGGCUUUGUCUGGUUUGUGGUUCUUCUGAUAGUCAGAACCUUCCUCCAAAUUUUGUAAAGCUAGCAAAAGACGUGUAUACUCCUGAUCUGAUUGCUGCAUCUGAUUGCAUGCUUGGAAAAAUUGGAUAUGGAACGGUUAGUGAGGCCUUGGCAUACAAGGUACCAUUUGUCUUUGUGCGUAGGGACUACUUCAAUGAAGAACCAUUUCUGAGAAACAUGCUUGAGUUCUAUCAAGGUGGUGUUGAGAUGAUUAGGCGGGAUUUACUCACUGGACACUGGAGUCCAUAUCUUGAACGUGCAGUUAGUCUGAAACCAUGCUACGAGUUGGGCACUAAUGGUGGAGAGGUUGCAGCUCAUAUAUUGAUGGAUACAGCCUCUGGAAAAAACUAUACAUCAGAUAAGCUUAGUGGGGCAAGGAGAUUGCGUGAUGCCAUCAUUCUUGGGUAUGAAUUGCAAAGAGUGCCUGGAAAAGAUCUCUGCAUUCCUGAAUGGUAUACAAAUGCUGAAAAUGAACUUGGUCUUCGUACAGGAUCACCUACUGCUGAAAUGAGCGACGAUAGUUUUGCCAUGCCUUCAUAUCCUGAAGACUUUGAGAUUCUUCAUGGAGAACUUUUGGGGCUACCUGAUACUGCGAAUUUCUUGAAGAGCUUGUCAGAAUUGGAGGUUGUUUUCGAUUAUGGAAAGAAUCCAGAGAAGCGCCAGAUGAGGGAGCGAAAAGCUGCUGCUAAUCUCUUUAAUUGGGAGGAAGACAUUUUUGUGGCAAGAGCACCUGGAAGGUUGGAUGUUAUGGGUGGAAUUGCCGAUUACUCUGGAAGUCUUGUAUUGCAGAUGCCAAUUAGAGAAGCUUGCCAUGUUGCUUUGCAAAAGAUUGAUCCAACAAAACAGAGACUGUGGAAGCAUGCUCAGGCUCGACAAAGUUCUAAGGGACCAGAGCAAAAAGCAGUUCUUCAAAUUGUAUCAUAUGGGUCAGAAUUGAGUAAUCGUGGGCCAACCUUUGAUAUGGAUCUAUCAGAUUUCAUGGAUGGUGAGCAACCGUUGUCAUAUGAAAAGGCCAGAAAUUACUUUGACCGAGAUCCAUCCCAAAGAUGGGCUGCUUAUGUUGCAGGAACAAUUCUGGUUCUGAUGAAAGAACUAGGCAUCCGCUUUGAGGAUAGUAUUAGUGUUCUGGUUUCUUCUGCUGUGCCGGAAGGAAAGGGUGUUUCUUCUUCAGCAGCUGUGGAAGUAGCCACUAUGUCUGCGAUAGCUGCUGCUCAUGGACUAAAUAUCAGCCCAAGAGAGCUUGCUUUGCUAUGUCAAAUGGUGGAGAAUCGUAUAGUUGGAGCUCCAUGUGGUGUGAUGGACCAAAUGACUUCUGCAUGUGGUGAAGCUAAUAAACUUCUUGCUAUGGUUUGUCAGCCUGCUGAAGUAUUGGGUCUGGUGGACAUUCCUAAUCAUAUAAGAUUUUGGGGAAUCGAUUCAGGGAUCCGACACAGUGUUGGUGGUGGAGAUUAUGGGUCUGUGAGGAUUGGAGCCUUCAUGGGUCGGAAGAUUGUUAAGUCCAUGGCAUCUGAAAAGUUAUCCUACUCAUUGUCCACUAAUGGGAUGAUUGCUGAUGAGUUGGAAGAGGAUGCUGUUGAACUACUUGAAACCGAAGCUUCCUUGGAUUAUUUGUGCAACUUGUCACCCCACAGAUAUGAAGCUCUUUACACAAAGCAGCUUCCUGAAGCAAUGCUUGGUGAGACAUUCUUGGAGAAAUAUGCUGACCACAAUGAUCCAGUCACUGUAAUAGAUAAAAAGCGAAAUUAUGGAGUGAAAGCAGCUGCCAGACAUCCUAUAUAUGAGAAUUUCCGCGUCCAGGCUUUCAAAGCAUUACUAACAUCCGCAUCUUCGGAUGACCAGCUCUCUGCUUUAGGAGAAUUGAUGUAUCAGUGCCACUACAGCUACAGCGCCUGUGGACUUGGCUCGGACGGGACAGACAGGCUUGUUCAGCUAGUGCAAGAAAUGCAGCACAGUAAAAUUUCAAGAUCUGCUGAAGGAACUUUAUAUGGUGCAAAAAUUACUGGUGGAGGAUCGGGUGGAACAGUUUGUGUCAUUGGUAAAAACUGUCUAAGAAGCAGCCAGCAAAUUCUUGAGAUUCAGCAGAGAUACAAAGCUGCCACCGGUUACUUACCGAUACUUUUUGAGGGGUCGUCCCCAGGUGCCGGAAAAUUUGGCCACCUUAAAAUUCGUCGCCGGCUUCAAUCCAAGCAAGAUUGAUGGUUCCAUACAUAGGUAGACAUUAUAAUUGAUGACAUACCAUCUUGACUCUCACCAUUGAAACGUGGUCAAGAAAUAAAAAUAAAUGAGGAUUUUUAAAUCUUCUGUUAUGAAAGUAAAUUCGUAUUUCGGUAUUAGAUAUAGUGGGAACUAAAUGGUAUAGUAAAAUUAUCUUAAAAUAUUUACAUUUGAAAAAGCUUUCAGGAGGAAUGCCAACUAAGCUGCUGAACUAAAGUUCAGUACAUUCUUUUGUAAGGAACUCUCUGAAAAUAUUUACACUAUGAGAACAAAACCAUUAGACGAACAA